Molecule: messenger RNA, 1092 nt
Organism: Torulaspora delbrueckii
Lineage: Eukaryota; Fungi; Ascomycota; Saccharomycetes; Saccharomycetales; Saccharomycetaceae
Exons: 1
Coding region: 1-1092 (363 amino acids)
Source: RefSeq, a predicted model, not a curated record
AUGAAUCGUAUUCGAAAUCUCAUAGGCCAUCAGAGAUCAGGAACGACAAGUGAUCAGCAGGAUUCUAACGAACAGCAGCCAGUUGCGAUCAAUAACGAUGUAGAUGACCAAUCAACGGUAUUCGGCGAUCAGAGCGAUGAAAUUCCAGAUACAGUAACUUUAAACACGGUGGUUUCAGGUAGUUUGACCAUAGGGGAUUUUCAGAGACAGGGAUUUGUCAAUCGAUGUCCAACUUUCAAUGCUGCACGUACGAUGCCUUUAGCAUAUGUAUUACUAACCAAAGGCUUCUUCUGCUUCCCCAGUGAGAAAGCUUAUGAGAAGUUUUUGGAUAACAACAGAACGUUUAACACGCUUGAUACAAAUGAAGGGUUGGGAAUUCCGCUGUUUCACGCUAUAUCAGCAGGUGUGAUCAAGACUAUGUUCAAUAGACAUGCUCCCAUAAUGAGAAUUUACAAAUACAUGAUUAUCGACACAGAUACAGAGAAACCUCCAAAAGAUGGUACAUUAGUCGCCCAGGAUGGAUCUAAAAUGCUUUACAAGUAUCUUUUUUGCACAAUCUACCAAGAAUUAAUGAAUGAUUACAGUCGUGUCGAGCAUAAGUUCGUCUUCAGCGGUGAAACUGCGCCAGAAAAUAUAGUACUGGCUAAUUAUGUUUUAACCCGGGGUACGGAUACCAAGAUGCAGGGUUUAAAUUUACGUUGGUACGGAACCACCGGUUUUGCUUCACCUUUUGGUGCAAGCGUCCUCAAGCUAUUGGUUCUCGAUGACGGAAUGCCGUCAAUGAUGGAUCAAUGCAAGCUGGAAGAGUUCGAAGAGUAUUCGAAAUCUUAUAAGGGCAGAUCUUUGGGGAAGUUGCCCAUUUGGGCCACUUAUUCAGAUAAGUGCUCCACCAUGAUACCAAAGAAGCGCUCCUUGAGACUCGCAGAGUUUAAUGUGGGCGAAACUGGUCGUGAGUGUUCACGAGGAAUAAUAGACAUUCCAAUCGAAACACAGGCACUGGCUUGUAUGUGUAUGGUCCUGCAUGAUUUUGAAAGCAGGAAGGAUAGACGUGGCGGUGGUGCGAUGGUUCUACCUGCAGUUCCUUUUAUUUAG